Molecule: messenger RNA, 1149 nt
Organism: Paramuricea clavata
Lineage: Eukaryota; Metazoa; Cnidaria; Anthozoa; Malacalcyonacea; Plexauridae
Source: the annotation of a GenBank genome assembly
AUGGCAGAGGUGGUAACAGUGUGUGUCAACCCUCAAUGUGGAGAGCGCACAACAUGGUUCAGUCAACCCAACUUUCAUGGAACCAAAAUUGCAGCUGGUAAAUUUCUUCUAAGCUAUGGAAUCAUUUUGGCUGGAACCUCUGCAACCAAGGUGUUCAGAGCAUUGAAACAUAUGGGGAUGACCUGCAUAUCGUUGACAACUUUCUUUAAAUAUCAACGGGUAAGUUUUCAAGCGAUGUACUCUUUUAAAGUGACUAAUGUCACUAAGUGUACUGUAUCACUGUGCAAAAUACUUCUGUUGAAUUUUUCUAAAAUAAUGAAUGAUGAAAAAGUAGAAAGUUUAUUAAAAAGUUCACAGGGAAGUGAAAUAAGUUAUUAUAUUGUACUCAUUCCCCAUUUUAUCUUGUAUUUUACAUAGGAAAAAUUAAUUCCAUCAAUAUAUUUACAUUGGAAGAAGUACCAAGCAGAGCUUCUCGAUGAAUUAAAAACAAAGGAAGAAUUGGUGAUUGCUGGAGAUGGAAGGCAUGAUAGUAUGGGACACAGUGCCAAAUACUGUGCAUACACUGUAUUUUGUUGCACUGUCCCAUACAUAAUUCAUUUUGCUUUAAUACAGGUAUGAAAACGUUUUACAUCAACAUUUCAUUGUACAGUUUUAAGAAGAGUUGUCCUAUGUAAACCAAAUGGCCUCAAGUAUGAAGGAUCUGUUAUAGAGCUGUUAAAAUGCUAUGCUAAUGGCACUUAUAUUUUUACUUUACUAGAGGAAUGAAGUGGGCAGUAGUCCAGCCAUGGAAUAUGCAGGAUUUUGCAGGAGCAUGGAGUACUUGCUAAGUUUAGUGGCAGUGAAGACAUUUGUAUCUGAUCGACACUCGUCAAUCACAAAACAUAUGAGGGAAAAGCUGUCAGACAUCAUUCACUACUUCGAUAUUUGGCAUAUAAAGAAAAGUAUGACCUUGAACUUGCUGCCUUUUGUAAUUAAUUGCAUACACUAUUUACUGUAUGUUAUUGUAUGCAAAUAAAUAUAGUGGUGCAUGGUGAGAAGGGGGUUCAAACUAGACUUAUUUGACUGUCAAAGCUAUGAUGUUUUUAUAUUGUAGAGGUGACAAAGGUUCUCACCAAAAUUGUGGAUGUGAAGCAACUGCAGAGUGGAUAA